Molecule: messenger RNA, 1785 nt
Organism: Neolamprologus brichardi
Lineage: Eukaryota; Metazoa; Chordata; Actinopteri; Cichliformes; Cichlidae
Source: RefSeq, a predicted model, not a curated record
AUGGCAAUUUCUGAAGCAUUCUCCUUAAACCUACCAAUAGGCAAGCAGAGGAGUACCAUCAUUAAUGAAAGCAUCCUAUGGACACCUCCAGUCCCCUACCUCUUAAAUAAUGACCUUGACAUUAAUUCUAAAGGAGUCAUUCUGAGAGCAUUUGACCAGUUCAGAUUGAAAUCAUGCAUUGACUUCAAACCAAGGGACUCUGAGGACUAUUACAUUUCUGUCAAACAGUUAAAUGGCUCCAUUGGAAUAGGCUGUGGUUACAUUGGCAUUGUUGAACAUGAGUUCCUUCAUGCUCUUGGCUUCUACCAUGAACAGUCCAGAUAUGACAGAGAUGAUUAUGUGACGAUUAACUUUGAAAACAUCCUAGAAGGUUUGCAUAAUUUUAGAAUAGUCGGCAGUGAUGAGAGCACCAUCCACGGAGUCCCAUAUGACUAUUUGUCCGUGAUGCACUAUGGCAACAAUGAUUUCACCAAUGGCAAUGGAUCUACAAUUAUCACCAAAGACCCCAAAUUCCAGAAUCUUAUUGGUCAACGAGUGGAAAUGAGUACUAGUGAUGUUCAGGAGCUGAAUCUACUCUACAAAUGCAGCUCAUCCAUUGCCUUUAAGAUGUACUGUGGCUUUACUAAUGGGACCAUGUGUCAAAUGAACCGCUGUUCAAAGAGUGGCAAUGGCUGGGAAAUGGUAACUGGUGUUUAUGGUGGUCCCAGCUCAGACCACACCAAUCUACCCAGUGGAAAUGGUGGUCAAGGUCAGGAUGCAGGUUACUUCAUGUAUGCUAGCACAGAAUCAGGUCAGAAGGGAGACUCAGCCUGGCUGGAGACAAAGAGGAUGAGUCCCCAGAGGAAGUGUCGUGUCCAGUGUCUGCAGUUCUACUAUUACAACAAUGGGAGCCAGACAGAUGAACUUAACAUCUGGAUAAGAGAGUUUCAAGAUAAAUGGGACUCCACAGGAAGUCGCUACCUCAUGGGACAGAUCAGUGGUCCACCAACAUCUCGCUGGACUCUCCACCAUGUUCCUCUAAAUGCCACCAAGCAGUUCCAGGUGGAGUUUGAGGUUCGUAAAGGAGCAGGAAACUCUACAGGUGGCUUCUCUAUUGAUGACAUCAAUCUGUCAGAGCUUGAGUGUCCAGAUGGAACCUGGCAGAUUAAUAAUUUUGAGAGAUUUUGGAACAGUACUCAUACUCCGGCCCUGAUAUAUAGCCCACGCCAGUAUUCCAGUGAGGGCUAUGCUUACCGGGUAGCGUUAUAUCUCCGCCAGACAGAUUUUGGAGUAUAUGUGCAACUUGUCUCUGGUGUCUAUGAUGACCAGCUGCAAUGGCCUUGCCCACAAAGGCAAUUUACUGUCCAAAUGGUGGAUCAGAACCCCAACAUCCAGCUACAAAUGUCAAGGCAAACGAGUCUCACCACUGACCCAAAUCUGCUCACCUCCACUGGUGUACCUGCUUGGGGCAAACCUCGUGAUGUUGGAACUCAAAUUGUUGAUGAGAACAAUGAGACCAUCUAUGUUAAUAACCUGUAUGGUAGAUAUUUUGCAUCUUUGGAAGACAUCCAAUCCAGAGAUUACCUCAAAGGAGGGAGUGCCAUUUUUAUCUUCAGUGUACAAGAUCUCACACCUCUAGUUAAUGGAAGUUCACUGCCAUGUCCUCAAGUAAGAACAGUAAAAAUUACACAUCCUCCUGGAGACCAGGAUAAAGGAAACUGCUCAUCACAUAGCACUUUCUCUCCUGGUAUGAUGGCCUCUCCUGUCCUCACCGUCCUGCUAGCACUGAUGCUUUUGAUGCCUUGA